UUUGUCACAUUAAAACUUGUCUGUAUUACAGGGGGCUCCCUGGGUUGGGUCAAAUCUGGAGAUGUGGAGUUGUCCCACUGGUUACAGGCCAUCUUAUUUCGUGCUAGAGGGGGGUAAAGGAGUGGGGAGGAGCAUCAGGGAGUCACAAGCUCCCCUGCUCUGUCGCUCCACCCCCCGCGCGCUCGCUGAGGAUUGGUGGAGUGCGCGCCAAGAGCUGUCUUCCUGACCCUUCAGCUACAUCCAAUCGGUGCUCAUGCACAUAUGCAUUCAUUUUUUCUUUUAAGUAUGGUUGAUACUGAAAAUUUAAUCCAGCUGGUUAUCUGUUCUGAUAUCCACUGCUAUUGAAUAGCUUGUUAAACUGGGGGUUUUAGGAGAUCUCAUUUUCAAGUGCCUUUCAAUGGUCCUGUCAGGCAGACAGCUCACAAUCUGUACUCCACCGCCUGCGUCAGAUGCUGGGUUAGAAAGACAGGAGCACGCGCAGAAACAGCGAUGACUUCUUUAUUUCAGAGCUUUGGAGGCUUCUAGAUACAAACAAUUAAACCACAGACUUUUCUCCCUACCCCAUUGGCCAGGAUUCAAGAAAGCAGGCCAGGAUAAAGAAAUCAAAGUUUUAAAAAUAUUUCAUGAAAAUGCUAAAAGAAUAAACAAAAAGCAAUGAUUAAUACUUUUUCCCUUUUCCUUCAAAUAUGUAAUAUUAUUCCCAAAGAAAUGGGAUCAGUUCAUUUGGGCAAGAUCAAGCCAGUAACUGCCCUCCUGUAGUUCGACAUGAAAACUGAAUUGAUGGACAGCUGGAAGCCUGACUAUAACUCAUGGAUAAAGUGAACAAAUCAAAGCCUUUCUUCCCCCCCGUUACCCUUGAAGCAUUCCUUUUGUUUUCUUUGAAAUGAAACAUUCAUUGCAUGAAUGAAAACUAAGAAUAGUCUUUUUUUUGUUUUUUUUUCGUUUGUUUGUUGUGAUUUGGAAGAACCUGUUUUAUUUCCAUAUUUAAGAAAGAAUGUAUUGUUUGAAAACUUUACUAACGAUCUUGUUUUCUGAUUUUGUCUCUUUUGGUUUUUCCACAACUGAUAUUGUUAUUUAGAAGGUUUCAGGUGGGUGACACUAUUCCUGCGUAGGUGCCUGGCGGAAAGGAACACUAGGGCAGCCUCAGUCCUCUCCUCUUCUUCCAGCCAGCUGCGGCCACCACUCUGACAAAGUCCAAAAAUAUGGCUUGUUACCUGAAAGCCAUUGAGACUCAGCCCAACUUUGCAGUGGCUUGGAGCAACCUGGGCUGUGUGUUCAACGCUCAGGGAGAGAUAUGGCUGGCCAUACACCAUUUUGAAAAGGCAGUGACUCUGGACCCAAAUUUCCUUGACGCUUAUAUCAAUUUAGGAAACGUUUUGAAGGAAGCCAGAAUCUUUGACAGAGCUGUGGCUGGAUACCUACGAGCUCUGAGUCUUAGCCCCAACCAUGCGGUUGUCCAUGGGAACCUGGCCUGUGUCUACUACGAGCAAGGUCUCAUUGACCUGGCUAUUGACACCUACCGUCGUGCUAUUGAAUUGCAGCCCCACUUUCCAGAUGCCUACUGCAAUUUGGCAAAUGCCCUGAAGGAGAAAGGCAAUGUGUCUGAAGCAGAAGAGUGCUACAACACAGCCUUGCGUUUGUGUCCAACCCAUGCUGACUCUCUUAACAACUUGGCCAAUAUCAAGCGUGAGCAGGGAAACAUUGAAGAGGCAGUUCAGCUCUACAGGAAAGCCCUAGAGGUGUUCCCAGAGUUUGCAGCAGCUCACUCUAACCUGGCCAGUGUCCUGCAGCAGCAGGGAAAACUUCAGGAGGCCCUCAUGCACUACAAGGAGGCUAUCAGAAUCAGCCCCACAUUUGCUGAUGCCUACUCAAACAUGGGUAAUACCCUGAAGGAAAUGCAAGAUGUACAAGGAGCACUUCAAUGCUACACUCGUGCCAUCCAGAUUAACCCAGCAUUUGCUGAUGCUCACAGCAAUUUAGCCUCUAUCCACAAGGAUUCUGGAAACAUACCAGAGGCCAUUGCAUCUUACCGCACAGCCUUGAAACUCAAGCCAGACUUCCCCGAUGCUUACUGCAACUUGGCGCAUUGCCUACAGAUUGUGUGUGACUGGACAGAUUAUGACGAGCGGAUGAAGAAGCUUGUAAGCAUUGUGGCUGACCAGCUGGAUAAGAACCGGUUGCCUUCAGUGCACCCACACCACAGCAUGCUGUACCCUCUCCGCCACAGCUUCCGCAAGGCCAUUGCUGAGCGCCACGGAAACCUUUGCCUGGACAAGGUACACGCACUGAUGAAAAUCAAUGCACUGCACAAACCGGCUUAUGAGCAUCCAAAGGAUCUGAAGGCCAGCAGUGGACGUCUGCGUAUUGGCUAUGUCAGUUCUGACUUUGGCAACCACCCGACUUCCCACCUGAUGCAGUCCAUUCCUGGAAUGCACAAUCCCGAGAAGUUUGAGGUGUUCUGCUACGCGCUCAGCCCUGAUGAUAGUACCAACUUCCGUGUGAAAGUGGUAGCAGAGGCCCAUCAUUUCACAGACCUCUCCCAGAUCCCUUGCAAUGGCAAAGCAGCCGAUCGUAUUCACCAGGAUGGAAUCCACAUUCUGGUCAACAUGAACGGAUACACCAAAGGAGCCCGAAAUGAGCUGUUUGCCCUCCGUCCUGCCCCCAUUCAGGCGAUGUGGCUGGGUUACCCAGGAACCAGUGGGGCUCCCUUCAUGGACUAUAUCAUCACUGACCAGGAGACAUCACCUAUGGACGUAGCUGAGCAGUAUUCUGAGAAACUCGCCUACAUGCCCAAUACUUUCUUCAUUGGAGACCACGCCAACAUGUUCCCUCAUCUCAAGAAGAAGGCAGUGAUUGAUUUCAAGUCUAAUGGACACAUUUUUGACAACCGCAUUGUUCUUAAUGGUAUUGAUCUGAAGGCCUUCUUGGACAGUCUGCCAGAUGUCAAAGUGAUAAAAAUGAAGUGUGACAACAACCAGGAACCUGCUGGGGACACAAAUGGAGCUCUGUCCAUGCCCGUAAUUCCCAUGAACACAGCAGCUGAAGCAAUCAUCAACAUGAUCAAUCAAGGCCAAAUCCAGGUCACAAUCAAUGGCUUCACUGUCAGCAAUGGCCUCGCCACCACACAGAUCUUUUCAUCAGAUGAGGUUCUAGUCUCUCAGACUGUGUCCGUACAGAUCAAUAACAAAGCUGCCACUGGGGAGGAGGUGCCACGCACGAUCGUUGUGACAACCCGCUCCCAGUACGGUCUUCCAGAGGACUCCAUUGUCUACUGUAACUUCAACCAGCUCUACAAGAUUGAUCCCCCUACGCUUCAAAUGUGGGCCAAUAUCCUGAAGCGUGUACCCAACAGUGUGUUGUGGCUUCUUCGCUUCCCUGCUGUGGGCGAGCCCAACAUCCAGCAGUACGCUCAGAACAUGGGUCUGCCUGGCUCUCGUAUCAUCUUUUCUCCUGUGGCCCCCAAGGAGGAGCAUGUGAGAAGGGGCCAGCUGGCUGAUGUGUGCUUAGAUACUCCUCUGUGCAAUGGUCACACCACAGGCAUGGAUGUUCUCUGGGCUGGAACGCCCAUGGUCACGCUGCCAGGUGAGACCCUUGCCUCCCGUGUAGCUGCCUCACAACUCAACUGUCUGGGCUGCCCUGAGCUAAUAGCCCAGAGUCACCAGGACUAUGAGGACAUAGCAGUCAAACUGGGCUCCGACAUGGAAUACCUGAAGAUGGUCAGAGCACGUGUUUGGAAGCAGCGAAUCUGCAGCCCUCUUUUCAACACCAAGCAGUACACAAUGGACCUGGAGAGGCUGUACCUGCAAAUGUGGGAGCACCAUAGCAAUGGCAACAAGCCAGAACACCUGGUUAAACUGCAGACAGUAGAGACCAGUGAGAAUGCCUGAACUGGAAGCACGCUGAUUUCUUUUCACUUAUACCCCAGCCAUGUCCUGCCCGCCCCACCAUCUUUUUUUCAGCUCCCUAGCUUGAAUGGUCAGUUUCCACUCCAGCCCCUCUCUCUGAACGAUUGUCUUCAUCUCUCUCAUUUACUAUUAAUGGGACUCUUAUUUGUAAAGGAGCCUACAGAUGUACACAGUUGUCCCCCAUCACAUUCGUCACACAUCUGCAUUUCCUGAGCCGGGUAGAGCCUGAGACUUUCAGGCACCUUGUCUGAGACUCCUGUCCUAAAACACCGUAUAUUUGGUGAGCAUGAGACGAUUGUGAAUGUCCUGUUACCCCCUCAGUGCUUCAGUGGAUUUUGUUUCUCCUUUCCGUGUGCAUACAGGACUAAUUGCAGCUUGUGGAGAGAAUGCCCAGCUGUCAUUACUUGUUGAUCUAUUUAUAAAUGGAUAAAAGAGUGUUGUGUGUUUUAAGAGGACAAUGUUGCACCGUGAAAAUUGUAACUCUGAAUUAAGUUUCAUCAGCUUUAACAUGCAAUUGUAAAACAUAGAUUGCAACUGCUCUUUAGUUUGUCUUAAGCUGUUAUUAAAUGACUACAAUUAGUAAAUGUGCAAGUUUUGAAGAAUAAGGUCUAGAUAAAGACUUUUUCCCUCACCUAAUGCCAACUUUCAUUCAUUUUUUUUUUUUUUCAGUCACGAAAUAUGUUCAGUAUGUGUUGUCCUGUUUGAUGUCACACUCUGCUUGUAAAAAUGAUUGGGCAAACCUGGACAGAGGAGUUUCAUGUCGUUGGAAAGGGCCUAAAUUUAAGUUUAGAUGUCAGAGCUGUUCACAAAUUGAUCUUGUUUUUUUUAAUCACAUAGAGAACGGCCUCGGUAAGUAUUUUCUAAGCAGUUUUUGUUUUUGUAUUGUCCGUUAACUGUAUGCUGUCAAUGAUGCCGCAUAAAUAUAUUAAAAAAUAAAGAGAUGGCAAA
Xiphias gladius (swordfish) is the source of this 4853-nucleotide messenger RNA. RefSeq names its product O-linked N-acetylglucosamine (GlcNAc) transferase, tandem duplicate 1 (gene ogt.1). Gene Ontology annotation, molecular function: protein N-acetylglucosaminyltransferase activity; protein binding. The record is from RefSeq and is a predicted model, not a curated record. Bases 1203 to 3887 code for a protein of 894 amino acids. Gene Ontology annotation, biological process: protein O-linked glycosylation. NCBI's taxonomy places the organism in Eukaryota, Metazoa, Chordata, Actinopteri, Istiophoriformes, Xiphiidae. The transcript has 20 exons.